Messenger RNA from Brassica rapa (field mustard), 1630 nucleotides. Its product is annotated as DNA-binding protein BIN4. Gene Ontology annotation, biological process: DNA endoreduplication; chromosome organization. Gene Ontology annotation, cellular component: DNA topoisomerase type II (double strand cut, ATP-hydrolyzing) complex; nucleus. Lineage: Eukaryota; Viridiplantae; Streptophyta; Magnoliopsida; Brassicales; Brassicaceae. The record is from RefSeq and is a predicted model, not a curated record. Gene Ontology annotation, molecular function: double-stranded DNA binding.
AUAUAUGAAUGAUUAGUAUGUAAGUAGACUUGUUUUCUUCUGUUUGGACCAAACCGGAACAAGCGAUUAGUGGCCAAUCUUCCCGCGUCUUUCACACACUUCAAUCUCGCCGGCGGCGGAAACUCUCGCUUCCCUCCCUCCCUCCGUCAAUCUAGAUCUCCUCUCCGGAUUUCAACGUUCGUAGAUUCUAAACUUCUGCUUUCUUCAGACAUUGAAGUCGGGAGAAGCUUGAAUUGCUGUAAUUUUGAGAUCUGGAGUAGUGAAUUAUGAGCAGCAGCUCCAGAGAGGGAUCUCCCGAUUGGCUUCGAUCUUUCCAGGCACCCACCACUUCAUUGUUAUCACUAUCUUCUCCAGAUGAUAGUCCUCCCAGGGAAUCUGAACCCAUUUCGUCUCUUCCUGUGCCUGAUGACGGUGAUGCCGUGACUAUUGUGGACAAAGAGUCCGCUGAGUCUUUGUCUAAGAAUGAUUCCAAAGCGAAGUUGGUGACAAACCAAGUGAGUAUCGAGCAGGUGUUUUCUAGGAGGAAGAAGAAGAAUGCAGAUGCUACUGUCAACCUUGAAGAGAAGGAGAAUGGAAGCAAAGUUGAUGGUGAAGAAUGGUCUAGCAAGCAUAAGGACGCUAAAGAAGGAGAUGAUUAUGUAUGGCUUGUCUCAUCUGAUUCUGAACCACCCUCUAGUGAACCAAUGAGUCAGCAAGUGACUAUGGCUACUGAAAAGGAUGAGGAUAAUGCUAUUCAAGCUAAAGAGGGAGAACCUGCGGUUAAGAAGGCUCCAAAGAAAAAAUCUCCCAAGAAAAAGGCAAAUAGUGGCCACCAGUCACCCAAGAAAGAAGACAGUGCACAAGAAAUUUUGAAAACUGAAGAUAAAGAUAAAGAUGCCACAGUAGCUGAGGAAGUAACAAAGGAUAAGAAUGUCAAGCCUUCUUCUGGCUCAAGUUCAAGGUUGCCUUUGGUACUUUCUGAGAAGGUGAAUCGCACAAAGGUACUGGUUGAAUGUGAAGGGGACUCUAUAGAUUUGAGCGGAGACAUGGGGGCUGUUGGGCGUGUGGUUGUUUCAGACACAACCGAGGACGUAUACUUGGACUUGAAAGGAACCAUAUAUAAAUCAACAAUCGUUCCAUCCAGAACGUUUUGCAUUGUUAAUGUUGGCCAGUCAGAGGCAAAGAUUGAAGCUAUUAUGAAUGACUUCAUACAGCUAACACCACAAUCUAAUGUCUAUGAAGCAGAAACAAUGAUGGAAGGCACUCUGGAGGGAUUCUCGUUCGAGUCAGAUGAUGAAUCUAACAAAAACGGCAAGACUGCUUCAAAGCCAGCUGAUCAAACUGGAGGUGCAGCGGAGGUAACCAACGCAAAUGGCAAAGCUAAAGCGAAAGGCGAAAAUGUUGCAGGGAAAAAGAGAGGAAGGCCAUCUAAAGAGAAGCAGCAACCAGCAAAGAAGGCUAGAAGCUCUGCUCCUAAGAAAACAAAACCCAAGAAAUGAGUUAUGCAUUUUGAUUUCUCCCUUUAUUUACUUUUUAAAAACUUGUAAUUUUCUUUAUUCAAGUUGAGACAAUACUAUAUACAUGAAAUAGACAAGUUUUACAUGUAUGAGUUGUGAAUCCAAUUCAAGGUAAUAAAAAGGACUUUGAUCAA